AUGUCCUAUGUAUCAUCUAUUGAAUUAAGAAAAGUUCGUCCCGAAGUAGUCAAUGAGAAAAGUGUUUUAGAAUCAGUUGUCGAUCUUUUCCACGAUGUCGUAGAAAAAGUUCCUCAAGUACGUUUCUUUCUUUUUGAUUUCAAUCGUGAUAAACCAUUCGUAAAUAUUCUCACUCAGGCUUAUGCAAUAUCAUCUCGGCCGGCAAAUACGGAUCAGUUAGAACCAAUCGAAUGGAUGCGAUUUCUUCCCAACGCACAUGAAUGGCAUUCGUCUAUACGUAUUGAUACACUCGUUCUGUUAAUUGCAUAUAAGAGCGGCCUAGCAUUAUGGACAAUCGAAACCAAUGGCAUCGCCAAUGAGUUAUUUUCAAUUCGAGAACAUAAUCUAUCGUCUGUAUGUUUAUUAACAAGCGCUCCUUCUCAAGAUGAUCUUUACCUAUCCCAACGUCCGUUAUUUGCAUUUGCUAAAUCUGCUGGUCCACCUUCGAUACAUAUUCGUUCGUUAAAAAACGAUCAGCAAGCUUUGAAAAUCAUUAAUCUGCCAGGCAUUGGUGCUCAGAGUGAACCUCUAUGGAUCGAAGCAAACAAAUCUGUGUUAGUUUGCGCGACACACACAUUUAUCAUCGGUUAUGAUGUGAUGAAAUUCGAUGAAAAAUUCUUCAUUUCAAAUUGCUAUUCGUCGAUUCCUUACACGUUAUCAACACGAUGGUUAGCAUUUGUUGACUCUCGUCUAUAUAUGAUCCAUCAAUCAUCAGGCGGAAUCGAUGGAGCGAUAUCUGAACAGCACAGUUCGUACACAGGUGCAAUGCUGAAUGCAGCGAAAACAUUAUCGAAAAGUGUAGUAAAACUUGGUGAAAGCGUUCUAGGAUAUGGUAAUAGUAGUAUUCAAGUAAAUAAUGCAAUGGCAAAUGAGAAAACAUCAAAUCAACAAACGUCAGUUACGACGAACGGAAAUACGAAUUCCACGCGACAUCGACAUGGAUCAGGAAAAGAUGAAUCGCAACCGGGCAUGGUUACCAUUGUUGAUACAGUUAAAUUAUUUGGAGCAUCUGUUCAUGAUGAACGACAAAAUUGGAUUAUUGCACAUUUUCAAGCACAUACAGAACCGAUUGGUCAUCUGCAAUUCAAUCCAAGUGGCCAUUUACUUGUUACAUGUGAUAAUGGUGGACACCAUUUCAAUGUAUUAGAAGUUAGAGCGUCACCUUAUCGUUGUACUCGAACGUAUAUCAAGCAUUUGUAUACCCUAUUUCGAGGCGAUACAGAUUGUCGAGUUUCACAUAUGACAUUUACAAGCGAUAGUCGAUGGCUUGCUGUGUCGACAAAGCGUGGCACAACACAUCUGUUUGCUAUCAAUCCAUAUGGAGGUGCAGUCAAUGUUCGUACACAUACGAAGACUCAUGUUGUCAAUAAACUUACUCGCGAUCAGCGCGCAGCCGGUUUUGAUGAACAAACACCUCGUCCAUCAAAUGAUAGUGCAACAAAAGAUUCAUCGACGAAUACAUUAACCAACACGUUAACUAAUCCGCCGCAUAAUCAGAAUGCAAACUAUUUCAAUGCUACCCGUGCGAAACGAGCUAAUAGUGAAUGUGUCUUUUCAACAGCUAUUACAUUAAUUCGGCAACCAACGGAUAGUUUUGUUAGUGGACUCAGUGCACCCUUUAAUAUUGAUUCAAUAUGUUUGGCGGCAACAUUCGGCAUAUCGCGUGGAUUCCUCAAUCCGGAAGAGAUGAUCAAUCAGCAAGAACAUACACCGAAAGCAUGUAGUUCACUGUUCGUUAUCAGUUGGCAUGGACGAUUGAUUGAAUAUGUACUCGAACCUUUACCAGAUAUGAGUAAACAUGGUACUCGAGUCACACCCGAAACGCCAGUGGCAUUGAAGGCUACUCCAAAAGCACAAUGGCCACUUCAGAAAUUGGCAACUUGGCCAGAAGUUCGUAUGUCUCUUGGUUAUUCGUUUCUAUCACAAGGACAGCGACCAACUACUGUCAAUCGGGUUCAUUCGAAAGAUGAUUGGCUCCGUCAAGUGGAAAUGAAUACACAUGUUGGUCCUCAUCGUCGUCUCUGGAUGGGACCGCAAUUUCAAUUUAAGCAUUAUUCGCAAGCAACAGUGAGUGUAUGCCAUCCCGAUUCAAAUGUAUGUACAGCUGAUUCUCCACAAACAUCGAUGAAUGUCAUCGAUGCUGAUUUGCAAACCUUAGACACGGAACGGUCAAGAACUACACCGAUGCAUGUUCCGAGUAUUCACAAAGAUAUCGCGCCAGCUUACAUUGAAGUCGGCUCGGGCAGUUAUCAAGAUGCACCUUCAUUGAGUAUCUAUGGAAGUUCGUUGGAUAGUUUGAAAUCCGAUUUUGAAGUAGAAUUAGUUAAAAAACUAGCAGAUGCAAUUAUGGAUCUACCAUUAAAGAAUGUUGUCAAUUGCGGCGAUAUAAAUGAUUCAUUAAGUUCGUCGACUUGCAGUAGUACAGUCGUACGACCAUUGCAAGCGAACCAUUCAAUUGAAAAUAUGAUGCCAUUUCCUGAUACUGGCGAUUCAACAGAUUAA
Messenger RNA from Adineta ricciae, 2541 nucleotides. The record is from the annotation of a GenBank genome assembly. Lineage: Eukaryota; Metazoa; Rotifera; Eurotatoria; Adinetida; Adinetidae.